AUGACACUCCAUGCCACCCGGGCCGCUGCACUCCUGUCAUGGGUGAACAGCCUGCGCAUGGCGGACCCUGUGGAGACUGUGCUGCAGCUCCAGGACUGCAGCGUCUUCUUGAAGAUCAUUGACAGCAUCCGUGGCACUGAAGAAGGGCAGCAUGUCAUAAAGAAGUCUGUAGCAGAGAGAUUGGACUUUGUGUGCACUUUUCUGCAGAAAAAUCGAAAACGUCCCUCUUCUUCAGAAUGCCUGGUAUCUGUGCAGAAAUUGAUGGAAGAGUCAGAGUUGGAAAUGGCCAAGAUAAUUAUGCUGCUCCUGUACCAUUUCACCAUGAGCUCCAAAAGCCUCAGGGACUGGGACCAAUUUGAAUACAAGAUUCAGGUUGAGUUAGCUGUCAUUCUCAAAUUCGUGUUGGACCUUGAGGAUGGGCUAAACCUUACUGAAGACCUAGAGAGCUUCUUACAGAAAGCUCCUGGCCCAUCCACAUGUUCCAGCACCGUCUCUGACAAGCCCUCCCCACCCAGCCACCAGACCAAAAAGGAGAUUCGCUUUGUAGAACUACAGAACGUUGCCUCCUCUUCCAGUGGGAACAACUUCCUUGUAGGAUCUCCCGCCUCCCCCAUGGGCGACAUCCUGCAUACCCCACAAUUCCAAGUGAGACGGCUGAAGAAGCAGCUUGCAGAUGAGAGAAACAAUAGGGACGAGCUGGAGCUGGAGCUGGCCGAGAACCGCAAGCUGCUCACCGAGAAAGACACACAGCUAGCGCUGAUGCAGCAACGCAUUGACCGCUUGGCUCUGCUCAAUGAGAAGCAGGCAGCCAGCCCACCAGAGCCCAGGGAGCUGGAAGAGCUACGUGGCAAGAAUGAGAGCCUCACUAUGCGGCUGCAUGACACACUGAAGCAGUGCCAAGACCUGAAGACAGAAAAGAGCCAGAUGGAUCGCAAGAUCAGCCAGCUUUCUGAAGAAAAUGGGGAUCUUUCCUUUAAGCUGCGGGAGUUUGCCAGUCACUUACAGCAACUACAGGGCGCCCUCAACGAGCUGACUGAGGAGCAUGGCAAGGCCACCCGCGAGUGGGGAGAGAAGCAGGCCCAUUUUGAGAAGGAGCUCAGCACAGCACUGCAAGACAAGAAAUACCUUGAAGAGAAGAAUGAAAUCCUUCAAGGAAAACUUUCCCAACUGGAAGAACACUCCACCCAGCUCCAGGAGAACCCACCACAGGAAAAGGGCGAGGUGCUGGGUGAUGUCUUGCAGCUGGAAGCCCUGAAACAAGAGGCAGCCACUCUUGCCACAAACUGUGCCCAGCUCCAAGCCAAGGUGCAGGAACUGGAGACUGAGCAGAGCCAGCAAGAAGCGCAGCUGCUUGCAGAGCGGGGCCGCUUUGAAGAAGAAAAGCAGCAGCUGGCUGGCCUGAUAGCUGGCCUGCAGAGCUCUAUCUCCAAUCUCAACCAGGCUAAGGAAGACCAGGAGAAGGCCUCAAAGACUCAGAAUGCCCAGCUGACUGCUCAGGUGGCCAGUCUGACUUCUGAGAUCAGUACACUCAAUGCUACCCUCCAGCAGCAGGACCAAGAACUGACUGGCCUGAAGCAGCAGGCAGAAAAGGAGCGGGCCCAGCUAACCCAGAUACUCCAACAGCACGAACAGGCCUCCCAGGACCUCCGCCACCAGGUGGAGCAGUUGAGCAGCAGUCUAAAGCAGAAGGAACAGCAGUUGGAGGAAGUAGUCCAAGAGCAGAUGGCAAAUAGGAAGGAUCACGCCCAACAACUGGCCACUGUUGCCAAGGAGCGAGAGGCUUCCUUAAGAGAGAGGGACACUGCUCUCCAGCAGCUGGAGGCACUGCAGAAGGAGAAGGCUGCCAAACUAGAGAGGCUACAACAACAGCUUCAGGCUGCAAAUGAAGCCCGGGACAGUGCCCAGGCCUCGGUGACACAAGCCCAGCAGGAAAAGGCAGAUCUGAGCAGAAAGGUUGAGGAACUGCAUGCCCGCGUUGAGGCAGCGCACCGGGAAGAGCAGGAAGCCCAGGCCCGGCUCACAGAGCUGGAGACCCAGCUGAGAUCUGAACAGCAAAAAGCCACUGAGAGAGAGGGCAUAGCCCAGGAGAAUGACCAACUCCAGGAGAAGCUCCAGGCCCUGGAGGAGUCCUUGAAGGCCACCAGAGGCAGCCUAGAGGAGGAGAAACGCCGGGCUGCUGAUGCCCAGGAGGAGCAACUGCGUUGUAUUGCUGAGCUGGAGGCACAGACCCGAAGCCUGGCAGAACAGCAGAAGCAGGAGCAGAAACAGCUGGAAGAAGAGAAGUGUGGGCGCAAAGGACUGGAGACCCAAUUACAGAAGCUUGAAGAAGCCCACCAGGCAGAAACAGAAGCCCUGCGGCGAGAGCUGUCUGAGGCCAUCACCUCCCAGCGCAGGGGCCAGAGUGAGAAUGAGCAGCUGGCCAAGGAGGUAGCAACCUGGCGUGAGCGCUGUGAGGAGAGCCAGCGAGAGGAGGCACAGCGUGGUGCCACGCUGCAGGAACAGCUGGUAGCCUUGAAGGAUGAGUGUGAGAAGGCUCGCCAGGAGCUGCAGGAGGCAAAGGAGAAGGUGUCGGAGAUAGAGGCCCACAGUGAGCUCCAGAUAAGCCGGCAGCAGAAUGAGCUCACUCAGCUCCGUGCCAGCCUGGCUGCAGCCCACCAACAGGUCCAGGAGAAGGAGGUCGGGGCCCAGAAGCUUGCUGACGACCUCUCCACGCUUCAGGAGAAAAUGGCUGCCACCAGGAAGAAAGUGGCCCGUCUGGAAGCGCUGGUCUGCAAGUCGGGAGAGCAGCCGGAAGUAGGCUCCCUUGAGCACCCCAAGGCUGAGUGUGUGGAAGAACAGCAGGUGUGCAGCCCCCAGGCCACGCUGCAGGCCAUGGAGCAGGAGGCAGAGCGGAUGGUUAGUGAGCUAGAAAGGCUGCAGGCGGUGAUGAUGGAGAGCCAGGGCCGGCAGCAGGAGGAGCUUGGGAAGCAGGAGGAGGAAGUGGCACGGCUGACCCAAGAGCGGAGCCAGGCCCAGGCCGACCUGGCCUCCGAGAAGGCGGCCAAGGCCGAGCUGGAGAUGCAGCUGCAGAAUGCCCUCAAUGAACAGCGUGUGGAGUUUGCAGCCGUGCAGGAGGCUCUGGCGCAGGCCGUGAAAGAGAAGGAAGGGAAGGAUCAAGAACUGGCCAAGUUACGUAGUCAGGAGGCGGCCUUGAAAACAGAGCUGGGGGAGCUUCAACAAGACUUCAAACAGCUGAAGGAACACCUGGCCAAGAAGGAGGAGGAGUACCAAGAGUCUGUCAAAACAGCCAGCGGAGAAGAUGUUUCUGGAAAGACAGAACCCUCAGGGGCAGAGCUGGAGGCUCUGCGUACAGAAGUGUCCAGUCUGGAGCAGCAGUGCCAGCAGCAUAAGGAGGCGGCCUCACGUCUGGAACAGAGCCUGGAGGCCGAGCAGGCCUCUCGCAAAGAGCAGGACAGUGCUCUGGACACACUGAAGGGCCAGUUAGAGGAGAAAGCCCAGGAGCUGGGGCGCAGUCAGGAUGCCUUAGCUUUGGCCCAAAGGGAACUUGCCACCCACCGUUCCAAGGCCCAAGACCACAGCAAGGCUGAGGAAGAGUGGAAGGCCCAGGUGGCCCGGGGCCAGCAGGAGUCUGAAAGAAAAAACAGCCUCAUCAGCAGUUUGGAGGAGGAGGUGUCCAUCUUGAAUCGCCAGGUCCUGGAAAAGGAGGGUGAGAGCAAGGAGUUGAAGCGUCUGGUGAUAGCCGAGUCGGAGAAGAGCCAGAAGCUGGAGGAGCGGCUGCGGAUGCUUCAGGCAGAGACAGCCAGCAGCAGCGCCCGUGCAGCUGAGCGCAGCACCGCCCUGCGUGAGGAGGUGCAGAGCCUCCGGGAUGAGGCGGAGAAGCAGCGUGUGGCUUCAGAAAGCCUGCGGCAGGAGCUGGCAUCGCAGGCAGAGCGUGCGGAGGAGCUGGGUCAGGAGCUGAAGACAUGGCAGGAGAAGUUCUUCCAGAAGGAGCAGGCCCUCUCUGCGCUGCAGCUUGAGCACACCAGCACGCAGGCCGCAGUGAACGAGCUGCUGCCAGUCAAACACCUGUGCCAGCAGCUCCAGGCCGAGCAGGCUGCUGCUGAAAAGCGCCACCGAGAGGAGCUGGAGCAGAGUAAGCAGGCAGCUGGUGGGCUGCGGGCCGAGCUGAUGCGGGCCCAGCGGGAUCUCGGGGAGCUGGGACCCCUGCGGCAGAAGGUGGCAGAGCAAGAGCGAGCAACCCAGCAGCUGCGGGCGGAGAAGGCCAGCUAUGCCGAGCAGCUGAGCAUGCUGAAGAAGGCCCACGGCCUGCUGGCCGAGGAGAACCGGGGCCUGGGGGAGCGGGCCAAUCUUGGCCGGCAGUUCCUGGAAGUGGAGCUGGAUCAGGCACGAGAGAAGUACAUCCAGGAGCUGGCAGCUGUGCGAGCCGAUGCAGAGGCCCGCCUGACAGAGGUGAGGCAGGAAGCACAGAACACUGCCCGGGAGCUGGAGGUGAUGGCUGCCAAGUACGAGGGAGCCAAGGUCAAGGUCCUGGAGGAGAGGCAGCGAUUCCAGGAGGAGAGGCAGAAACUCACUGCCCAGGUGGAGCACCUAGAACUAUUUCAGAGAGAGCAAACUAAGCAGGUGGAAGAACUGAACAAGAAGCUGGCCGACCAUGAUCAGGCCAGCAAGGUGCAGCAGCAGAAGCUGAAGCCCAAUCCUAAUGAUAAGCUUUUCCAGGUUCAGGGUGGUGAGAGCCAGCAGGAGGCCCAGCGACUCCAGGCCCAGCUCACUGAGCUGCAGGCCCAGCUGAGCCAGAAGGAGCAGGCCGCUGAGCACUACAAGCUGCAGAUGGAGAAAGCCAAGACACAUUAUGAUGCCAAGAAGCAGCAGAACCAAGAGCUGCAGGAGCAGCUGCGGGGCCUCGAGCAGCUACAGAAGGAGAACAAGGAGCUGCGUGCCGAAGCCGAACGUCUGGACGGGGAGCUGCAGCAGGCCACGCUGAAGACCAAGGAGGCUGAGCAGACCUGCCACCAACUCACUGCCCAGGUGCACAGUUUGGAGGCACAGGUUGCCCAUGCCGACCAGCAGCUCCGAGACCUAGGCAAGCUCCCAGUGGCUACUGAUGCCUUAAAGAGCCAGGAGCCCCAGAAUAAGCCCCAGCUGGACCUGAGCAUUGAUAGCCUGGACCUGAGCUGUGAGGAGGGGACCCCGCUUGCUAUCAGCAGCAAGCUGCCUCGUACCCAGCCAGAUGGCACCAGUGUUCCUGGAGAGCCAGCAUCCCCCAUCUCCCAGCGUCUGCCCCGCAAGGUAGAAUCCCUGGAGAGUCUCUACUUCACACCCAUCUCUACUCGGAGUCAGGCCCCCCUGGAGAGCAGCCUGGACUCCAUGGGGGACGACUUUCUGGACUCGGGUCGUAAGACCCGCUCUGCUCGUCGACGCACCACACAAAUCAUCAACAUCACCAUGACCAAGAAGCUGGAUGUGGAGGAGCCAGACAGUGCCAACUCAUCCUUCCACAGCACACAGUCUGCCCCUGCGCCCCAGGCCAGCCUUCGAACCACCUCUUCCCAGUCUCUGCCCUGCUUGAGCUCUACCAAUGAUGGCAAUUCGGCCCUGCUUAGCCUGCCUGGCUACCGGCCCACCACUCGCAGCUCUGCCCGCCACUCCCAGGCCAGGGUGUCCAGUGGGCCCCCUUCAGGAAGAAACAGUUUCUACAUGGGCACCUGCCAGGAUGAACCGGAACAACUUGAUGACUGGAACCGCAUUGCAGAGCUACAGCGGCGCAAUCGAGUAUGCCCCCCACACCUGAAGACCUGCUAUCCUGUAGAGUCCAGGCAUUCCCUAAGCCUGGCCACCAUCACAGACGAGGAGAUGAAAACUGGCGAUCCCCAGGAGACCCUGCGCCGAGCCAGCAUGCAGCCCACCCAGAACACUGAAGGCGCUGGCAUUACCACCCGACAGCAGCGCAAGCGUGUUUCCUCAGAGUCUCACCAGGGCCCCGGCACCCCCGAGGCCAAGAAGGCCACCAGCUGUUUCCCACGCCCCAUGACUCCCCGUGACCGUGACCGACAUGAGGGGCGCAAACAGAGCACUACCAAGGCCCCAGAGAAAGCAGCCCCUGCUGUUAAACAGGCUGACCGGCGCCAGUCAAUGGCCUUCAACAUCCUCAACACACCCAAGAAGCUCGGGAAUAGCCUUCUACGGCGAGGAGCCUCAAAGAAAGCCUCAUCUAAGACCUCCCCCAGCACGCGCAGUGGAACACGCCGCUCUCCGCGCAUUGCCACCACAGCCAGCUCCACCAGUGCUGCUGCCACCCCUCGCGCCAAGGGCAAGGCAAAGCAUUAA
Molecule: messenger RNA, 6324 nt
Organism: Elephantulus edwardii (Cape elephant shrew)
Lineage: Eukaryota; Metazoa; Chordata; Mammalia; Macroscelidea; Macroscelididae
Gene: NUMA1
Product: nuclear mitotic apparatus protein 1
Exons: 25
Coding region: 1-6324 (2107 amino acids)
Biological process (GO): establishment of mitotic spindle orientation
Cellular component (GO): centrosome; spindle pole; spindle microtubule
Molecular function (GO): microtubule binding
Source: RefSeq, a predicted model, not a curated record